GGUUUUAUCCCCAGGUUCUUCUACUUCCGUGCAUCCGGUUUGUUAGGGCUUGCAGGGGGAAGAUCUGUAGUUGGCCGAUCCCUUGCGCCUCAGCUGGAGAUCGGGAUUUCCGAAGUUAUCCCGUGAUGAAUGGCAGGAGCAAUGGGAAUGCAUAGCUCAAUGUCGACAGGACGCUUAAUGCCGAGCCUGAUGUUGUCUCACUGCGACGAUUGUUGUUAUCGCUGUUAGGCUGAAGUUGCUUCUUUCACCCCUCUUAUUGUUUUUUCCCGGGGGGACUUUAUAUGAACUACAUACUUUUACUUCUACUACAACUACCGAGCGAUCUACUUCUAUCACUGCCACUACUACUGCUACUACUACUGCUACUACUACUACUACUGCUGCUACUAUUACUGCUAUUACUGCUACUACCAUGUCUCAGCCGAUUGCUCCGGUCGACGCCAUGGCCAACAAGCCGCCGAGAAAGCGGAAUGUGAUUACAAGAGGGAGGACGGGGUGCUUGACUUGUCGGAAGAGGAGGCUGAAGUGCGAUGAGAACAAGCCCGGGUGCAAUAAUUGCAGGCGUAUCAAGGCAGUGUGUGAAGGCUACAACCAGAAGAUCACCUUCAAAGACCAGACGAACUUGACGGUCGAGAAAGCCAAGAAGGCUGCUAGGAAGAAGGCCCGGGCGUCGGAUGCCGCUAAUGAAGAUACUAACAGCGACGAUACAUUGUCGUUCAGUGCUGAGGAAGUGUCUUCUACAACCACAGUCACGCAACAAGCGUCGUUUCCGUCAGCUCAGUUUGUGAAUUGUUCGGUUGGUCUCACGUCGCCCGAGACCGUACGAAACGACAGCUUCGAUUCACAGGAUGGUCUCGUGCUCCAGGGCGCUCUUCUCGAAACUCCGCCUAUGUCGACAGAUGAUUUCUUAUCGUCGCCUGUUAUGACCUCUUUGAAUACCGGUUACCUGACACCGACUUCGCCAGCGUCGAUCGACUUCCUCCCUUCUCCCACUCAGGGUGUCCCCAACGCGACACUCAGUCUCGUCGGAGCGUUUGAGUUUCCAGAGGAUUACACCUACUUUCAAUAUUCUGCUGGUGGCAGUUUUGCUAGCAUCUCCAAGGUUCUACCCCUAGCAGAACUAUUCCAAUCAGAGCCCAUGUCGUCCCAUGUGUAUGAUGCAGCGAUUGCUCUGGCCGCACUUACCCUAUCCAACUCCAAGUCAGAGCCCGCCAACGCCAGAUCUAUACGCCGGCACGCAUUCCAUCACAGCCUAAAGGCUAUACAGAGCUUGCAGAAUGAUAUAUCACAAACUGGGAAGCUGAGGGCAUCGACGUCGUCAAACUCUCUCCAUGUCGAUACAACGCUCUCACUCUUUGCCACAAUCAUGUUAGCGGCCAAUUUCGAACUCCAGCGGAACUCCGUUUUGCACUGGCACUCGCAUAUGCGAGGGGCCGCGUUAUGUCUCAACGUUGCAUAUCCGGAGCUGAUGAAGAAAAAUACCGGGAUGUUGCUGAUCCGUGCGUUUUCACGGAUGGCUCUCCUGCUCCGUUUGUAUAACGAGGAGUACUCCGUGACGACAUCAAGGUUCAUGCCAGAGCAUCUGUCAACUUGGCUGAACGAACUCCUCCGCGACUCGUCCAGCUUACAUGACCGAAUCCUCCUCUUCGUCGAAGAAGUCACAGCCCUCGAGAUCAAAAAACGCGAACACCCAUCCCUCAAAACCGCCAUGGCUGAAAGCGAAGACCUCCUCCGCCGCCUCAGAAAAUGGCGAAAUGACCUCCCACCCUCCGACAUUCCCGUCGACGACCACACCGGCGCCUCCUUAACCAUCUCCACCACCGCCAACCCAUCCACCCUAAUCCGCAUCCCGGCCCUGCACUUCCCCAACUCCUCAGAUCCCUGCAUCGCUGCCGUAAACUACGCCUCCUACCUCUGCACCCGCAUGCGCGCACUGACCCGCUACGCGCAAAACCACAACUGCCCCAACACCCUAGACCGCAUCCUCCCACCGGAAACCGAACAAACAGCGCUCACAAUCUGUCGCAUCGCAGCAUCCAACCCGCCCUCCCACUUUGGCGACUCCUUCACUUACUCCUAUGGCAUGCUCCCCUCCGUCGUCGGCGCGUACCGCUGGUCCAGUAACCCCAGUCUCCGCGCGUGGGCUAAACACUGGCUCAUGGGCUACCGGAUGACAAAGGAGGGUAUCUGGAAUAUUGGAUAUACGCUGAAGUUGAUUAAGAAGAUGGACAGUGAAGCACAGGGGGAUAGGCAGGCGUUUGUGGCAAUCCGGGUAAUUGAUGAGCCUGUUGAUGCGUCGCCGGAGGCGGAGGAGGGGGGUGGGGAGGGGCCGUUUAAGGCUGUGUUGAGUACGAGGGGGGUGGAGGGGCCGAGGUCGGAUAUUAUUAUGGUUAGUUGAUUGAUAUUGGUUUGACUGGGUUGGUGUCUUCUCUGGGCUUUAUGAGUUUAUGAUAUCACUUUGUUACUUCAGUUUUUUAUCAACUUUCUAUACAGAACUCGUCAAGGCCAAAUAAGUGACAUUCCAUUGGAAGGG
Messenger RNA from Aspergillus ruber CBS 135680, 2533 nucleotides. RefSeq lists its product as uncharacterized. Gene Ontology annotation, molecular function: transcription cis-regulatory region binding; DNA-binding transcription factor activity, RNA polymerase II-specific; zinc ion binding. Gene Ontology annotation, cellular component: nucleus. The transcript has 2 exons. Bases 413 to 2398 code for a protein of 661 amino acids. NCBI's taxonomy places the organism in Eukaryota, Fungi, Ascomycota, Eurotiomycetes, Eurotiales, Aspergillaceae. Gene Ontology annotation, biological process: positive regulation of transcription by RNA polymerase II. The record is from RefSeq and is a predicted model, not a curated record.